Messenger RNA from Lactuca sativa (garden lettuce), 309 nucleotides. Its product is annotated as putative mitochondrial protein AtMg00820. Lineage: Eukaryota; Viridiplantae; Streptophyta; Magnoliopsida; Asterales; Asteraceae. The record is from RefSeq and is a predicted model, not a curated record.
AUGGUCACUCGUGCCAAAGCUGGCAUUUUUAAACCCAACCAUCAAGUUGAUCUUUCUGGAUUUCUAUGUCAUUGGCUCUCUCAUGCGUUAUUUGCUUCAAGUGAUCCUAUCCAUCACACUCAAGCCAUGAGUGGCCCUAAAUGGGUGCAUGCUAUGCAUAUGGAGAUGGAUGAUAUGUAUAACAAUAAUACGUUGACAUUGGUUCCAUGUCCUGAUAAUCACAAUGUUGUAGGAUGCAAGUGGUUGUUUCGCACCAAAUACCGUGCAGAUGGCUCCAUUGAGCGUCAUAAGGGUCGUUUCAUGGCUUAG